UCUUGUGGGCUAUAGUUUUCUGCAUGAGAGUCCGGUGUGGUUGGUCAGAAACAAUCACAUCAACAAAGCCAACGAGGUGUUCAGAUGGUUAUGGGGACCCAACCAUCAGGUUGAGGUAGAGACUGAUCUACAAGAACUCUUGAAAAGAAUAAAGGAUGAAGAGAGAGAACACACUAACCAAAUGAAUAGAAGUCUGGCCUUUAGUCAGAAAUGGAAACAAUAUCUGAGACCUCAAGUAUACAAGCCAUUCAUUAUCAUCCACAUAUUCAACAUUGUGCAAAUUGUCUGUGGAACCAAUCUCUUUAUAUUCUAUUCUGUGGAUAUCAUCUCAGGGUUUAAACAUGAUGGAAGUCUAGACAUCAACUUAACUACCAUUUUAACGUCAACAGUUAGAGUUGUGUUCAUGGCUGUCUCUUGUGUAAUGUUAGUGUGGUUUGGACGUCGAACAGUUUGCAUUUCUUCAGGUCUUGGUUCAGGUGUUAGUGCAGUAUUGAUUGGUACAUUUGUUUACAUGCAAAAUAUUGAAGCCUGGAUAAUAAUUGGCCUGGUACUGGUAUAUGUGGCUUUCAAUACAUAUGGAUAUUUUGUAAUGCCACCAUCAAUGAUUGGAGAAAUAUUGCCAUCUAAGAUUAGAUGUUUUGCUGGGGCUUAUAUUUUCACCAUGAAUGAUAUUGGUAUGUUUUGUGCAACUAAAGCAUUCUCUUCAGUUGCUAGAGCAGUUGGUAUUCAUGGCAUUUUCUGGAUAUUUGGUGUGUCUUCCUUACUAUGCUCAUUGUUUUUAUACCUACUGUUACCCGAAACAAAAGGGCGCUCUCUUGUGCAAAUAGAAGAAUAUUUCCUACAACCAAAUAUUCUAUGGCUCACAAGAAAUAAAUGGCGACAAACGAGCAAUACAAAGAUAUAAGGAGGCAAGUUUCAUUAAGACUGCAGCUAACAGCUGGGAUUCAACGUAGAUAACCACACAUGCAAGUCAGACAUAUUGGUGCUGUGCAAACCUUCAUGGUGUCUUAAGUGGAUGUAAACACAAUCAUAUUAUUAACCAAAAAAUGAAUCAGUGAUAAGUAAUGCGCUCCACGAUAGAGUAAAGCUGGUUAUUUAUAUCAGGUAUUGUAACCAAUCAACCACCAAAGAAAUGAAAAAUGCUUAUGUACAAUAAAAUGCUAGAACAAGUUAAUAUCUUUCACUGUGUCAUAUUGUAUUAUAUCACAUGAAGAAGAAUGUGUCUUUAAAAAUAUAAAUAUUUACACAAGCAACUGGAGAAAUAAACCAGGAUACAGUUCUUCACUAAUACAAAGCAGGCUAGACUCAACAUUAACAAAAAUCUGGCCAUCACAAACGCCACUUAUGAAGAGAACUGUGUGUACAUUAUUAGAUCAUAAUAAAAG
Cryptotermes secundus is the source of this 1385-nucleotide messenger RNA. RefSeq names its product facilitated trehalose transporter Tret1-like. The transcript is spliced from 2 exons. NCBI's taxonomy places the organism in Eukaryota, Metazoa, Arthropoda, Insecta, Blattodea, Kalotermitidae. Gene Ontology annotation, biological process: transmembrane transport. Gene Ontology annotation, molecular function: transmembrane transporter activity. Bases 182 to 904 code for a protein of 240 amino acids. The record is from RefSeq and is a predicted model, not a curated record. Gene Ontology annotation, cellular component: membrane.